AUGGCAACACGCGCAAAUAAAACGACUCGUAUUGUGUGCAUUAGUGAUACACACUCUCGCUAUGACUUUGUGCUUCCAUCUGGUGAUAUUCUCGUUCACACAGGUGAUUUUUCGAAGUCGGGUUUACAAGAUGAAGUAGAAUAUUUCAUUACGUGGCUCAAAUCUCUAACAAAAUACCGAUUGAAAAUAUUUAUUGCGGGUAACCAUGAUCACACGUUGGAUCCAAUUUCUUACGAGAGAUGUUGGAAACGAUGGCAUCGUGGUCGCAAACAAAAUUGUGCACCAGUCGGACACCUGAUACACGAUCGAUCAUUAGCAACCAAUUUUGGAAUCAUCUAUUUGGAAGAACAACUGUUUGUCGAUAAUGUCACUGGUCUGAGCUUUUACGGCAGCCCAUAUGAACCAGCGUCACACAAUGGAACGUUUUAUUUUCCUAUCAACAGUGUCGAAAUCAUGCAGGCUUGCUCCCGAAUCCCAAAUAAUGUUGAUGUUCUUCUCACGCACUGUCCCCCUGCGAGCAUUCUUGAUACAACUAUUACCGGUGAACAUGUCGGUUGUGAUGAGUUGCUCUCAUGUGUCAAUGUGGCGAAACCUCGUUUACAUGUCUUCGGCCACAUCCAUGAGGCACAUGGUCGUAUAGAUCAAGGCUCGACCAUAUUUGUAAACGCAUCAAUCUGUAAUCGGAAAUAUCAACCUGUCCAAGCACCCAUUGUGAUCGAUUUGGAAUUAAAGGAAAAAACAUGA
Rotaria socialis is the source of this 744-nucleotide messenger RNA. NCBI's taxonomy places the organism in Eukaryota, Metazoa, Rotifera, Eurotatoria, Philodinida, Philodinidae. The record is from the annotation of a GenBank genome assembly.